Oncorhynchus kisutch (coho salmon) is the source of this 1458-nucleotide messenger RNA. Its product is annotated as ribosomal protein L9. Gene Ontology annotation, cellular component: ribosome; cytosolic large ribosomal subunit. NCBI's taxonomy places the organism in Eukaryota, Metazoa, Chordata, Actinopteri, Salmoniformes, Salmonidae. The transcript has 8 exons. The record is from RefSeq and is a predicted model, not a curated record. Gene Ontology annotation, biological process: cytoplasmic translation. Gene Ontology annotation, molecular function: rRNA binding; structural constituent of ribosome. The coding region runs from base 696 to 1274 and encodes 192 amino acids.
UGGGAUGACCUGGCCGCUGUGGUCAGUCCGCUGACGGCGUACACCUACACACGGACCGGAUAUUAUCUCGCUACACAUGAUGCCUCUGCUAAAUCAGUAACCCGAGGCCAGCGGCCAAGGAGGAUCUAAUCAGCUACUUAUGUUAGCAUUAGCCAUACUUAGUUAGCUAGUAUAAACAUUGUAUAAAACAAAGAGAGACAUUUCAGUGAUUAUCGGUGCAAUCUGGUCAAGUAGAUUUACUUACAUGUUGGUUGCAUUUGGGAUUCAACCACCGGGGGUUGCUGGAGAAACGACCCGCGAUAAAAUAACUUUGUUUGACCAAAGCCAUGACUUUGUAUAAAACAAACUAACAUUUGCUAGCGUCUGUCAUUGACAAAACAUUUCUCUGAGAUCGAGUACUUAGGCCUGGUAUUAAAAUAAAAUUUAGAAAAUAAUAAAUAAUUUCGUCCGCUACUUAAUGAAUCAAUUGAUCUCGAUUAUUUUUAUAUACAGAUUUAUUCCAAAUGCGAUGUUUUUUCCCCCUGGGGACCAAAGACGUAUAAUUUAUCAAUAUAUCGCAGUAUUUUGCAUCCAUCAUCAUCAAUUGUUUAGUUACGUCUGAUCAACGCGUAGCGCCGUAAUGGCGUAAGCACGUACGAAGACUACAAUUGCGUGCUGACGUCUUUCCUUCGUCCUUUCCUCUACUACCGGCGAGAAUGAAGACCAUUCUCAGUAACCAGACUGUGGAUAUCCCCGACGGUGUCGAGGUGAGGCUGAAGGGACGGACCGUCAUCGUCAAGGGUCCCCGGGGGGUUCUCCGCAGGGAGUUCAACCACAUCAACCUGGAACUCAGCCUGUUGGGGAAGACGCACAAAAAGCUGCGUGUGGAUAAAUGGUGGGGCAACAGGAAGGAGCUGGCGACAGUCAGAACCAUCUGCAGUCACGUCCAGAACAUGAUCAAGGGAGUCACCAUGGGUUUCCGCUAUAAGAUGCGCUCGGUGUACGCCCAUUUCCCCAUCAACGUUGUGAUGCAGGAGAGUGGAGCUCUGGUGGAGAUCAGGAACUUCCUGGGGGAGAAAUAUAUCCGUCGGGUCCGCAUGAGACAGGGUGUGUCCUGUGCCGUGUCUGCAGCCCAGAAGGAUGAGUUGAUUCUGGAGGGAAACGAUAUUGAGUUGGUGUCUAACUCUGCCGCUCUCAUCCAGCAAGCCACCACGGUCAAAAACAAGGAUAUCAGGAAGUUCCUGGACGGAAUCUACGUGUCUGAGAAGGGAACGGUGGUCCAGAAAGAGGAUUAGAGCCACUCUGAUCCAACAAGUCACCACGGUCAAGAAGGACAUCAGGAAGUUCCUGGAUGGGAUCUACGUCAGUGAGAAGAGACCACUGUGGCGGAAACAGACGGACGAAUAACUGAAUCAGAUGCAUCUCUGGAACUCACUAUUGACCAAUAAAAUCCCUCCCUUUUUUUUCAACGACACCCCA